This is a messenger RNA of Nannospalax galili (Upper Galilee mountains blind mole rat), 2817 nucleotides long. RefSeq names its product low density lipoprotein receptor adaptor protein 1 (gene Ldlrap1). The record is from RefSeq and is a predicted model, not a curated record. The coding region runs from base 270 to 1523 and encodes 417 amino acids. The transcript is spliced from 11 exons. Gene Ontology annotation, cellular component: early endosome. NCBI's taxonomy places the organism in Eukaryota, Metazoa, Chordata, Mammalia, Rodentia, Spalacidae.
GAGGCGGCUGCGGCGGCAGCGGCUGAGCGGGCCAUGGACGCGCUCAAGUCGGCCGGGCGGGCGCUGAUCCGGAGCCCCAGCCUGGCCAAACAGAGCUGGGCGGGCGGCGGCCGGCACCGCAUAUACAUAGACAUCAGAAAACUUCUGAAAUUGGCCUCACACUUUGCACAUCCAGGAAUUUCUGCCAUAAGGCUUCUGAAAGGCCCCCUGCAUUUGUCAAAGAGCUGCCUGAGAACUGGACUGACACUCGGGAGACACUGCUAGAGGGCAUGGUCUUCAGCCUCAAGUACCUAGGCAUGACGCUGGUGGAGAGACCCAAGGGCGAGGAGCUGUCUGCUGCCGCUGUGAAGAGGAUUGUGGCCACAGCCAAGGCCAGUGGGAAGAAGCUGCAGAAGGUAACUCUCAAGGUGUCACCCCGGGGGAUUAUCCUGACCGACCACCUCACCAACCAGCUCAUUGAGAAUGUGUCCAUUUACAGGAUCUCCUACUGCACAGCAGACAAGAUGCAUGACAAGGUGUUUGCAUACAUCGCCCAGAGCCAGCACAGCGAGAGUCUGGAGUGCCACGCCUUCCUCUGCACCAAGCGGAAAAUGGCACAAGCUGUUACUCUCACUGUAGCCCAAGCCUUCAAAGUUGCCUUUGAGUUCUGGCAGGUGUCCAAGGAAGAGAAAGAAAAGAGGGAGAAAGCUAACCAAGAGGGAGAUGUCCCAGGGACCCGCCGUGACAGCACUCCUUCACUGAAAAGCAUGGUCGCCACUGGGAACCUGCUAGACUUGGAGGAGAUGGCCAAGGCCCCGCUGUCCACGGUCAGUGCUAAUACCAACAUGGAUGAGACACUGCGGCCUCAAGCCUUAAGCAACAACAGUGUUGUCUGGGAGCUGGACGAUGGCCUGGAUGAAGCAUUUUCAAGGCCCAGACUGGCGAGCUGCCUGCUGAUCCUCACCAUCACUUGUGUGAUCAGCUCACGGCCUCGGCCCCUGGAGAUGACAUGGUCUGAGGCCUCUCCAGACUGGCGCAGUCACGGACAAACCCUCAGGUCCUGGACACUGGGCUGUCGGCGCAGGAUAUCCACUAUGCACAGUGCCUGUCGCCCACUGACUGGAACAAGCCUGACAGUGGUGGCAUCGAGCAAGAUGACCUCUUCAGCUUCUGAGGGCCUGGGGCCAGCAGGACACAACUGGCCUUUACACAUGACAGACCAAAGCCACUUGCAGCAGAGCAGCCAGCUCCAGGAGCUGUCAGCCGCCUCUGACCGGCAACAGUGGAGCCUGCAGAUGAGAGCAGCAUGGUCAAGCAGGGGCGAGAGGGCUGAAAGACGCCUGGAAUAUCAGUCAGUGAGUCCUGGCUUAUGCUCAGAAGCCAGGUUUGCAUCAGGAGCUCAGUGUGCAGGGCAGGGCCCUACCUCCUGCUUUUUCCUGGAGCCAGUGCCCCUCCUGCUGUGGGAACCGGACAGUGACCAAAGCAUUCCGUGUCCCUCCUCUCUCGGGAUUGGGUUUCCCUGGGACAUCCCCACUCCUCACUGAGCUGCAGUGAGGGCCUAUUUUUCUUUGUGCACAGGAGGGGACAUGGCCUCCAGGGAAGCCAGUGUCCUCCAGAUCACCUUCCUCAGGGCCUUGCAACCAGGUUCUUGGAAAGAUAGCCCCUGACCAAAGACAGUGUGUAGCUCGGCACUUUAUCGUUCACCCAGCAAAUGUGGUAGGGGCCUUUGGUGGUGCUGGUGGCGGGUAGAUCUUGCUUCCUGCCCUUCUGCCUCAAGAGGGUCCAGGGCCCCCAACGAUGAUCCCCACCAGUGCUUAGACUUAAUGUACCACCUGCCCAUGACUCCCAGAGUAACCAUGGGGAUCACCUCUGUAGCCACCUACUCUCUGCCCUACCCCCACCUCUGCUUUAUGGACGAAGCUGUGCCUGCCCUUUUGGUUUUUUGUCCUUCUGUGUGCCUUGCUGUCCGCCUCCCUGUACUUCCUGGGAUGAUCCCAAAGCCUAGCACUAAGUUUGUGUCAGAAUAUUUUGCAUCCAUUUUACAGAUGAGGAAACUUUAGGCCUCAUGGGGGUGGGGGUGGGGUUUGAGAAUAGAACCCAGACCUGCUGCCAAAGCUGCUUUCUGUGCUGCCACCUCUCAGAGCCCACGCCUCCUCUCUCUAGCUUUAUUGUCCUCCCAGGAACCAAAAACCCCCAGCUAUUUUCUGACCAAAAUGUGUUUCAUAACAAACCAUCUGGUGCCUUUCUACAUGGCGCUGGCACAGGCCUCUGCCCUGCUAGCUGCUACGCUGCUGACUUCUGGGAAGAUGCAAGUGUUUGAAGUCUGUUGAUUUCCACGGGUGAAACAGAAUCAUGCUCUGGAAGCAUCUCACUGCUCUUUCUUGACUCUGCGACCCUAGUGGUCCCUGGUGGUCAGAAUACCCGGGCAGCAAGCUGUCUUUAGACUUUCUUCCCCCUAAACUGGCCCCAUGGGCUCUGCCAUCCUGAAACCCAGCCAAGCCAUGAGCGUCUUUCCAUCAAGGGGAGCCUCCAGUGGCCAGGCAUGUCAGAGCAGGUCUCAGCAGCCCCAGGAAACAAACCAGCUUGUCUUAAGUUCUGGUCUGUAACUGAGCGACUGAGUCAGACCCUUGCCUGGGGGAGGGCACUUGAAGGAUCCUCACUGGAGUAUGGGUAGCUCCUGGCCCCUGCUCCCACCUCAGACCUUUAUCAGACGCAGCCAGGAUCCUGGGUGUGAGGGGCUGGGGACUGCUAUGAUGUGUGGACUGUGCUGUGGGCCUCCUUGACAAGCUGCCAAUGUACUUCCUGUGUGUCUGCCACAAUAAAUGCUCCCUUUUUGAA